Oryza sativa Japonica Group (Japanese rice) is the source of this 1329-nucleotide messenger RNA. RefSeq lists its product as uncharacterized. The record is from RefSeq and is a predicted model, not a curated record. Gene Ontology annotation, biological process: regulation of DNA-templated transcription. Gene Ontology annotation, molecular function: DNA binding. Lineage: Eukaryota; Viridiplantae; Streptophyta; Magnoliopsida; Poales; Poaceae.
AUGGGUGCCGCCUCCCGCCCCCGCCGCCAAUGCAGGGCGCCGCGCCGUCUCGACGGCGGCGGAGGCGGCAGCAUGGACCUCCGCCCACGGGUCGUCUCCGGCGACAAGCCGCCGCCGUCGUCGUCGUCGUGCGGGUUCAUCAUCCACGAGGCGGACGUGUACUCCGCCGACCCCGCCGACCUCACGAGGGGGUUCGCGCCGGCGGUGGCGAGGAGCAGCGGCGACGAGGCGUGGUACUUCUUCAGCGCCGUGAGGGGGCUCAAGGGCGGCCGCAAGGCGCGCACGGUGGACGACGGCGCCGGGUGCUGGCACUCGGAGGCCGGCGCGAAGCCCGUGCUCGCCGCCUCCUCCGGCCGCCGCCUGGGGCACCGGCAGAGCUUCUCCUUCAUCACCAAGGACGACGACGGCCAGCGCGUCCGCUCCGGGUGGCUGAUGGUGGAGCUCAGCCUCGACGUCGACGAAGAGGAGCAGCUGGUCCUGAGCAAGGUCUACUUCAGCCCGCGCGCGCCCGGCGCCAGGAAACCCACGACGGCGGCGGCGAUGUCCCGCCACAAGAGGAAGCUGUCCACCACCGACAUCGCCUCACCGCCGCGGCGCCAGAGACGCCACCGUGUAGUACCAUCAUCUCCACCGGAGGAGCCGAACACGUCCCCGUCGCCGGCGGCUGCGCCUCCGGACCAGCAGGAAGGCGGCGACGACGACCCCGACCGCGGGAGCAUUUCGUGGUGGCUGCGGAGGGUGUUCGGCCUGACCGCCACCUUUACCGAGGAGGAGUCCAUCGAGCUCAACCCAUGGCUGAAGGACAUCCUGAGGCCGUUCCCGCCUCCCUUGCCGCCGACGCCGCCGCCUCCAUGCCCGAGCCCUCGCCGGAAGCUGAUCGACAUGCCGGAGAUCAGGGAGUUCAUCAUGCGCGGGUCGUACCUCGGCGGUGGCCCUGCACCUCCGCGCUACGAGUGCGAUCAUCCGGCCAUGGUGAUGACCGGCGGCGAUGAUCAGCAGCAGCUCGAUGAGCAGCGCAGAGACGAUGUUGGCGAUGAUCGAGCUCAUUACGAUCGGGUGGACGGCCAGCUGCAGUUCGAACGGCACUACCUGCAGUUGUAAUUGACAGCCGGUCUCUUGUUUUGAUGUGAAUGUAGCUUUGUAUUUCAGUUUGUAGUGUGAUUACCUGAUGAAGGAUGGUGUACAAAAUUGUUGUUUUACACGGUUGCUGCAAGAGCCUGCAACGUUAUCAGUGAUUUUUCUGUACGAAUUAUAAUGUUAGAUGCUUAACACAAUCUUAAUUAGUCUUUGAAAGACGUUGAAGCAAACAACGCUUAGUUCGUUCAAUUA